AAACACAAAUCUGUAAUUGAUUUUUCUCGAUUCAGUCUUCGUGAGUGACUUCGACGACGAGACGACGAUUCACAUUUCCCCUGAGGCCUGAGCUUCUCCUUCUCCGAGCCGAGGUUGAGAAUUGGAAAACAAUGGAUGAAUCUUUGGAGAAUCAGAGUCUAACAAAUGCAGAAGAAGAAGAGAGCGAAAUAGUUACUGAAGGAAGUGCUGUUGUGCACAGUGAGCCUUCACAAGAUGGUAGUGUUCCCCCUAAGGUUGAUAGUGAAGUUGAGGUCUUGGAUGAGAAGGUCAGUAAGCAGAUCAUUAAGGAAGGUCACGGUUCCAAACCAUCCAAAUACUCGACUUGCUUCUUGCACUAUAGGGCAUGGACCAAAAACUUGCAGCAUAAAUUUGAGGAUACAUGGCAUGAACAGCAACCUAUUGAAUUGGUUCUAGGAAAAGAAAAAAAAGAACUGGCUGGUUUAGCCAUCGGUGUUUCUAGCAUGAAGUCUGGUGAGCGGGCACUCGUGCAUGUUGGCUGGGAAUUGGCAUAUGGGAAAGAAGGAAACUUUUCCUUUCCGAAUGUUCCACCAAUGGCAGACUUGUUAUAUGAGGUUGAAGUUAUUGGAUUUGAUGAAACAAAGGAGGGAAAGGCUCGCAGUGAUAUGACUGUGGAGGAAAGGAUUGGUGCAGCAGACAGACGGAAAAUGGAUGGGAAUUCUCUGUUUAAGGAGGAGAAACUAGAGGAGGCCAUGCAACAGUAUGAAAUGGCCAUUGCAUACAUGGGGGACGAUUUUAUGUUUCAGCUGUAUGGCAAGUAUCAAGAUAUGGCUUUGGCAGUGAAGAACCCAUGCCAUUUAAACAUGGCAGCUUGCCUCAUCAAGCUGAAACGAUACGAUGAAGCAAUUGGUCACUGCAACAUUGUGCUGACAGAAGAAGAGAAAAAUCCUAAAGCUCUGUUCAGGAGAGGGAAAGCAAAGUCAGAGCUCGGACAGAUGGAAUCAGCCCGCGAUGAUUUUCGAAAGGCACAAAAGUAUGCACCUGAUGACAAUGCGAUUAGAAGAGAGCUACGAGCACUUGCAGAACAAGAGAAAGCUGUGUACCAAAAGCAGAAAGAAAUGUACAAAGGAAUGUUCAAAGGGAAAGAAGACGGCGCUAAGGCAAAGAGCCGUAACUGGUUAAUACUGUUAUGGCACUGGUUGGUCUCCCUUUUCAGCAGGAUAUUUGGACGCCAUAGAGUUAAAGCAGAUUGAGGUAUGAAUGAAGGUAAAGCUUAACAAUUCAACCAUAAAAGAACAUAGUGAAAAAGUCAACUCUGUGAAAAUUUACAAAACCCAAUGAAGAUUUGGGGUAGAAGAUGCUAAUAUUAGCCUUGUUUGUUCUCUGGAACCCAUUUUAUUUUCUUAAGUGAUGUUUAAUGCUUCUGAAAUAUUAGUUUUAUGAUUUAUCUAAACACAUAUGUUUAGAUGAAACAAAA
Messenger RNA from Capsella rubella, 1456 nucleotides. Its product is annotated as peptidyl-prolyl cis-trans isomerase FKBP42. Gene Ontology annotation, molecular function: peptidyl-prolyl cis-trans isomerase activity; protein binding. The record is from RefSeq and is a predicted model, not a curated record. Bases 132 to 1232 code for a protein of 366 amino acids. NCBI's taxonomy places the organism in Eukaryota, Viridiplantae, Streptophyta, Magnoliopsida, Brassicales, Brassicaceae. The transcript has 8 exons.